GCUCGCGUACAUUGAGCGUGACAGAUGGCUUUGUCGUCCAGUCAACAAUGGGUUGGCUCUAUAAUGACGGGUCUGAUACUGGCGUGUGCGGAACACGGUAACUGUACUGUAAAACACUCCAUGUCAGAGAGUUCAGUGACCCCCUGCUACACGUUUCGCCACAACUCCAAACCGCAAUCCAGAUAACUUGUCGUUUGAAUCUUCCUGUGUCCCUCUGAACUGGAACUUGGCGGACACAGCCUGCAGAAUGAAGGGCGCCGCUGUAUUCACCCUCGUUGAUGUAGCAACAUCACUUGGCGGCCAUGCUUUGAAAAAAGCACAAGCGGAUCAUGGAACAAUAUGGAUCGAAAAUGAUUUAAAUGGUACCUGCCUCGUAGCUGUCAGUGAGAGUCACACCUUCAACAUGACAAGUUGUACAGAGCAGAACCAUUAUCUCUGCACGUCGAACACAACAGGAAGCAAUCCUGAUUGGUAUAUACCGUGUCCAAACGACUCACCUGGCAAAGUAUUGCCCAGUGUCCAUGGGUCCUGCUUCCCCGCUAGUGCAGCGAUGGCGAAGAAAAACUGUGAGGAGAGAAGCGGGGUCUUAUUCAGCAUUGAUGACCUGAAGAUGGCCCAUGCUCUACGUAUCAUGGAAUUAGCGAUACAAGACUUGGGAGACAUAUGGAUGUUUACGAAUAGUGCAAGCACUUUAGAGAGAAAUCUGGACGUGGCCGGAACGUGCCUUACUGACGUCAACAACAACCGUUCCUGUCCUAAGGGCGUCAACUGUGGAGACUUACAUGGAUGCUGCAAGUCUACGGUGACAGAAGAUUCGACAGGUGUUAAUACCUUCACAAGAAUCAGCUGUGAGGAACUGCGUCAUUAUGUCUGUAAAAUAAACAGCACUGGUCAAGAUUUUCGCGGGAACAGAACCAAAGAAAUGUACAUUCCAUGCAUGAACGACACAUCUUCAUCAACUAUUGCUAUCAUCAUUGGCGUAGUCGUGACGGUGACGGUGGUGGCGGGCUUCAUUACAUGCUGCUGCUGUCUAAUCAAGUGCGUCACCAAGCCGAUCAAGUAUGCAGUGCGAGUUCAGAGUGCGCUGUACCACAAGAACAACCCUGGACCGGGAGUAGCCGGGGGUCCUCAGACCAAACCACAAGACAUGUUAGCUACACACGUGGUCAACCUUAACAACAUGUGAAGAAAUAACUGUUUGAUACACACAACCUGGGACUGAGUGCAACUACAAACAGCAGUUGGAGUCGGGCUCGGACGUCAAUUACAGACAUCAUAAUUGCCGAUUGGACGUCACUUUACAAUGUGUCGAUGGAGCAAUGAGCACGCCUUAAGACGAGACGAGUUUUGAUGUGACUGUGGCAUGUUGCUGCUGUUAUUCAUGAAUUCCUAAGUUGUGUGUGUGUGGUUAUAAGGUACCCACGCGACAGUCCCUAGCUGGGUGUACCAAGCAUGGAUAUAGUGCAUAGCAUCAGCAAUUAUUUGUUAAAAAAAUGCUCAUUGUUUUCAUAACUACUGAUUUGAUGUACCAUGACCUGGCCGAGGACCAACUCUCGUAUUCGUAGGGCUUACAGUUGAGAGAUUUCCUUGGGAUUUAGUUAACUAUGUAACUACUUGGGGCCUUUAUUGUGGAUAAUACAUGUUCUUGUCAUGGGAUAAUUAUGUUAGUUUAAUACAAAUCAUCCGAUGAAGGUUUGUUUAACAAACACAGUUGUCAGCCCUGGCUGACGUCAAGAGUUGCAUACUCCGAGGUCCGCGCUUGACCCUGAGAUUGUGGUCAGAAUUACUACAGAUACGUCAUUACUUCUGACUAGUUACUGUCAGUGUUGCUAAUGCGUUUACAUUCGCCUGGUAGACGUUAACACUUUGUCCUUAAAGCCUAAGUGCAUUGUAUUUCAAAAAGCCCUUUGAGCCACAAUGCGCAGAGUUAAUGACGAAUACAAUACCCAAGGUCUGUUUGGUCUGGCGUCAAUGAAUUGGCCCAUGAGCUCAUAUCAUUGAUCACUGCUAAAAGACAUUGACUUCGUUCCUUAUUAUCCUUUAUGUGUUGUAAUUCAAGUAAUACUUUCGAUAACAAACGACACGAAGUGAGUUCAUUGGGUAGCAGGAAAUUAUUUUUGUCCUUGUUUCGCUUUUGCAGACGAAAUACAUGUUUCAGGUGUUUUUUCCCAUUAUUGAAGAGGCCGUGUUUCAGAUAAAUGCAUGUUUGUGGCAAAUGUGUCAAAACUGUAGGAGAGUGUGUCCUCGUAUACGUACUUUCAGUUGUACACUGUUCAUGAUGUGGCUUAAAUACUGCCGAUGUGACUUUAAAUAUUAACUCACUCAGUCACGCAUUUUUUUACUGGGCAAAAUUAGUCAAAAAGAGUUAUACACAUUGGCAAGAAUCACAAAACAUAUAUUAAAUUAGAA
Messenger RNA from Haliotis rubra (blacklip abalone), 2409 nucleotides. RefSeq lists its product as uncharacterized. The transcript is spliced from 14 exons. Bases 248 to 1186 code for a protein of 312 amino acids. The record is from RefSeq and is a predicted model, not a curated record. NCBI's taxonomy places the organism in Eukaryota, Metazoa, Mollusca, Gastropoda, Lepetellida, Haliotidae.